This is a messenger RNA of Vigna radiata var. radiata (mung bean), 1221 nucleotides long. RefSeq names its product probable glycosyltransferase At5g03795. The record is from RefSeq and is a predicted model, not a curated record. The transcript is spliced from 4 exons. Gene Ontology annotation, molecular function: glycosyltransferase activity. NCBI's taxonomy places the organism in Eukaryota, Viridiplantae, Streptophyta, Magnoliopsida, Fabales, Fabaceae. The coding region runs from base 1 to 765 and encodes 254 amino acids.
AUGAUUGAUGAAGUAAAGAAGUAUGUAGAGUACGUAAAAUUUAAGUACCCUUACUGGAACAGAACCUUGGGUGCUGAUCAUUUUUUUGUGACUUGCCACGACAUCGGAGUCAAGGCUACUAAAGGAGUUCCACAUCUGAUGAAAAAUUCUAUUAGAGUGGUUUGUUCAUCACGUUAUGACGACGAUGAUUAUAUUCCACACAAGGAUGUUACCCUACCACAAGUACAGCUACCAUUUUUUCACCCUCCAGGAGGGAAUGACUUCAAGAAUAGGAACACGCUUGCUUUCUGGGCUGGUCUUUCUGACUCAACAUUGAAAGAUAAUCUAAAAGCUAUCUGGGACAAUGAUACUGAACUAGACAUCCAGAAUAACAGAAUUGAUUUUAGAUCGACUGGACAAGUGGUAUUCAUGGAGAGACUUUAUAAAUCCAAGUUUUGUUUGUGCCCUCAUGGGCCUAUCGGCAGCAGUCGUAUCUCGGACUCGAUCCACUUUGGGUGUGUACCAGUUAUCAUGUCAAACUAUUAUGACUUGCCUUUUAAUGAUAUUCUGGAUUGGAGGAAAUUCUCUGUUAUACUGAAGGAGACUGACGUUUAUCGGCUCAAAGAUAUUCUCAAAAGCAUAUCUGCGAAACAUUUCAUGAUAUUGAAUCAGAACUUAGUAAAGAUCCAAAAGCAUUUCAAUUGGAAUACACCUCCUGUCAGACUAGAUGCAUUUCAUAUGGUCAUGUAUGAACUCUGGCUACGCCGCCACCUGAUUAGGUACUGAUUUUUUCAAUGAAUUUACGCAGUACUAUAGAAAGCAAGGAAUUGUUUCUGUACUUAAAUGUUGAUUCACCACUCCUGACCCCACCUUGGAAAAUCCGCAAAACAAUUGUAACCUGAACUCAAAAUUGGCAAGGAAUUGUUUCUGUACAUAAAUGUUGAUUCACCACUUAUGACCCCACCUUGGAAAAUCUCCAAAACAAUUGUAACCACAAAAGUAAUUUUUGGCUCACGAACUUCACUGUAUAAAAUACGGGAAGUAACAGAGCCCCUUUUAGUAGAAUAAUUGUUUAGGUCUGCACGAAACUUCAAAACAGUGGAAGAAAUAAAAGAUAUUUUGAAAUGUGCUUGCGAGAAAGCAAAAGAUUCUGGUGCAUAUACCAAAAGACUGUUUAGGUCUGCAUGAAACAUUAGUGUACCUCCUUCAGAGUACUCAAAGACUUCAUUGCAGAAUUUUGUG